AUAUACUUGCGCAACUUCUAUGCUGUGUCGUUCAUUGAUGUGAAAUAACAGAAGCGUGUGUUUUGGCAUUUUUUUCAGCCUCUGAUUUUGAGCCCUCUUUAAAUCUAAAUUACAGUAGGAGCGCUACGAGCUGGAUUUGUGGCGCUGAAAGCUCCAAAAGCCGCGAGGUGACAGGACGGAUUCGUCCGAACGUCCGUGGAGCGAUGAGGAGGAAGGACUACUCUUUUGGAGUCUUCGUAUUCAUCUGGAGACUAUCGCUGUUUCUUAGUGUUGGUCAGUGUAAGGAGGUUGACCAUGCUCCAAGAACACGUCAGGUCCCAAUGUCUCCAUCUGACUUUCUGGACAAACUGAUGGGGAGGACAUCUGGAUACGAUGCUAGAAUAAGACCAAAUUUUAAAGGUCCUCCAGUCAAUGUCUCCUGUAACAUUUUCAUCAACAGCUUUGGUUCCAUUGCUGAAACCACUAUGGACUAUCGCGUGAAUAUCUUCCUUCGUCAGCAGUGGAAUGAUCCCAGGCUUGCCUAUGCAGAAUAUCCAGAUGACUCUUUGGACUUGGAUCCCUCUAUGUUAGACUCCAUUUGGAAGCCAGAUCUGUUCUUCGCCAAUGAGAAGGGUGCACACUUCCACGAGGUUACAACAGACAACAAGUUGCUGCGGAUUUUUAAGAAUGGAAAUGUUUUAUACUCUAUAAGGCUAACGUUAACUCUCUCAUGUCCCAUGGAUCUAAAAAACUUCCCCAUGGAUGUUCAGACCUGCAUUAUGCAAUUAGAAAGCUUUGGUUACACCAUGAAUGACCUGAUCUUUGAGUGGCAGGAGAAUGGACCAGUCCAAGUGGCUGAAGGGCUGACGCUCCCACAGUUCAUCCUUAAAGAUGACUCUGACCUAAGAUACUGUACCAAGCACUACAACACAGGUAAAUUUACUUGUAUUGAAGUGCGGUUCCACUUGGAGCGUCAGAUGGGCUACUACCUGAUCCAAAUGUACAUCCCGUCUCUGCUGAUUGUUAUUCUAUCAUGGGUCUCCUUUUGGAUUAACAUGGAUGCAGCCCCAGCCAGAGUGGCGCUUGGCAUCACUACUGUCCUCACAAUGACAACACAGAGCUCAGGCUCCAGGACUUCAUUGCCAAAGGUCUCCUAUGUCAAGGCCAUAGACAUCUGGAUGGCAGUGUGUCUACUGUUUGUUUUCUCUGCACUGUUGGAGUAUGCUGCGGUUAAUUUUGUGUCAAGGCAACAUAAAGAGCUGCUACGAUUCAAGCGAAAUCCCAAGAAGAGCAAGAACAGUGGAGGUGCAGUUGAUGCAGAUGAGCUAGCCGAAUCCCUCCAUCGUGUUAACAUUGGCAACGGCCUCAAGGCAUCAGACCCUCUCUAUGGAUCUAUGACCAACAUCUACAGCACCAACUACAGGGAACGGGAAGUACAUGAGACCAGACUGACCUCUCCAGCUGCUGUAACCUCCACUCCCAGCAACAGCAAGGACUCCAAGGCCACCACUAACAAUACCGUCACUGUACUGAACACUCAAGGAGCCCCAGCAAACACUGCCCUGAAUCCCCCGGGAGUCCCUUCAGGAGGACGGAAAAGCACGGAGGAAAUGAGAAAGUUAUUUAUCGACCGAGCCAAAAAGAUUGACACGGUAUCGAGGGCCGGUUUUCCCCUGGCCUUCCUGUUUUUCAAUAUAUUCUACUGGGUUCUUUAUAAAAUACUUCGCCAUGAAGAUUUCCAUUCGCCAUAGACAAAGAAAGACAGUGUGUUAAUCAAGUAUGCACACAUAAAUGCAAACACACUUGUACUGUAGCUCAUGUGAGGAAAUGCUUUCUUCUUUUACAUCACAUUACCUUAACCCUCUCUUUAAUAAGAACUGCAAUCCACGACGUCACAUUGCUCCAAAGUUUCAAUAGACAGAAAACUCCAAACAGUGGCCACAAACGUAGAUGUACAAGCAUACACGGAUGCUAAAUUAUCAUGAUUUGGUCGGGUUGAAGACAAUUCAGCAUGACUCAGACAGCACAGUGUUUUUACUAGGAAACUGUGUUGGGAUGCUGCUGGGAUAGUGACAGCGUUUGAGAUCUGAGGUGGGAUUUUCAUUGCCGCUUUUAAUGCCGAUUUCCAAUUCAGUGCCUAUAUGAUUUCCGGGGGGGGGGGGG
Molecule: messenger RNA, 2142 nt
Organism: Phycodurus eques (leafy seadragon)
Lineage: Eukaryota; Metazoa; Chordata; Actinopteri; Syngnathiformes; Syngnathidae
Gene: glra3
Product: glycine receptor, alpha 3
Exons: 10
Coding region: 204-1730 (508 amino acids)
Biological process (GO): signal transduction; chemical synaptic transmission; chloride transmembrane transport
Cellular component (GO): neuron projection; plasma membrane; synapse
Molecular function (GO): transmitter-gated monoatomic ion channel activity; glycine binding; transmembrane signaling receptor activity
Source: RefSeq, a predicted model, not a curated record